Molecule: messenger RNA, 12568 nt
Organism: Cephus cinctus (wheat stem sawfly)
Lineage: Eukaryota; Metazoa; Arthropoda; Insecta; Hymenoptera; Cephidae
Gene: Dnah3
Product: dynein heavy chain 3, axonemal
Exons: 14
Coding region: 215-12466 (4083 amino acids)
Biological process (GO): microtubule-based movement
Cellular component (GO): dynein complex
Molecular function (GO): ATP hydrolysis activity; ATP binding; minus-end-directed microtubule motor activity
Source: RefSeq, a predicted model, not a curated record
UCACAAUCGUUGCCAUGGGAUAUCAACUGUUGACACUCAUUGCUAACGGCCAUCACCUGCCAGCUGCUUGAUAGUUAUCUGGUCUCUAACCGUUAUGUGACUGUCAUGUUGGAAGAACAAAUUUACUCAAAAAGCUAAAAAGGAUUUACUGUCUUUAUUUCUUCACGUAAUAAGUAAGUAAUAACUUUCGGCGUGAAAUACAAAAUCAAGUAAAAUGUUCGAGAGUGAAUUGUCCGAAAGGACGUGUAACCAAAAUGACUCGUCGCUACGAUCAAAUAUGGCUAGAGAAACUUUUAAUGGUAUACCGGAAGAAGUUGCAAAGGCACUCUUUUACGGAGAACAGCCGAAGUUACUUCAGGAACAAUCAUGGACGAAAGCGAUACCGUACAAGUACUGGUACGAAUAUGUUAAACCUAUGCAAAGUAUCGGCAGCGAAUUGACACCAGCGGCCCGCAAGUACAACAUAAAGAGUUUUAAGCGAAGCACGGUGAAAUUAAGUCAACCAAUUCUCUUUGGUCCCGACGGAAAUCUCGUCUAUCCACCUCUGGAAUGUGUCAAGGCGCACGAUGAGGAAAUGAAACUUAAGGAUGGCGAGAGGUCAAAGCGGCUUCAGCGAGUGCCUGAUAAUAUUAUGAGUUUGCGAGACUUGGCUGAUGGUACCUGGCUGCGCAGAAAGGCACAGAAACGAUCAGCCGAAAUGCAGGAACAAAAAGAGAGGGCUGAAAAGAAGAGGAAAGAGAGACGGAGGAAGAUGAUUCCUGAGGAGGAGAUUCUACGCAGCAGGGAAGCCGACUGCCCCAGAUCAAUCGAGGAACAGCGGGCGGAGAUGCUCGCUCUGGUUGAACGGGAGCGGAAACGUCACGUAAGACCGGAAGACGUCUCUAGAAUUCUGUACCUGAAACGUUAUUGCGUAGCAGAGUCCCAGCUAGAGCCGUAUGAUUAUCGGAACAUCGUGAAAGCGCGCGAACGCAUUAUUGGCAGACUGAGGAGACGCGAUGACAUGGACGCCAUAUUGAAUAGCCUGGUGCCCGAAGUUGUCAGUGACUACAAGGAAAGUCUCCGUUCUGCUGUCGUGGACUACGUGUUGCUCGAUCCUGCCGAGAGGAAGCGACUGUUCAUUGAAACGAUGCCCCCGCAGUAUCUGACCUCGAGCAUCAGGGCACCAGUACCUUGGCACCAGGCAAAGAUCACAGCGAAACACUUUUUGGAAUACAACCUGGCCAUUGCCAAUGAGAUUCUGCGGGACAUUCGCGAUCUCUGGUUCACCAAAUAUUGCGACAUGUCCAUAAUCUGUGUAGAGGAUUUCGGGAAAAUACCAGUGGCCGCCGCCGAGAUCGAAACCAGGGUGGAUACACUGUGCGACACUGCCAGCGAGCGUCUCUUGAAGGAGUGGCUCGCGGAAGUCGCCGAAAUCUUCUUGGAGAAGAAACGCGCCUGGUCCUCUCUGGUAGAAAGAGCAGCAGGCGCUUCCACUGUACUCAUAGAAGAUUAUUUUCGAUGCGUCAACACCCUCCUGUCGAGACAGUUGCGCAUCAAGAUUAUACAAACUUUGAAGUACAUGAGGGACUUUUUCGUGCGGUACAGCGAUGGUAAUUCUUUCGAUGGAGAUUACGAGGAUCUUAUGUUCAUCAGGGUUCCUUUCAUGACAAUAAUGGUUGAGCCUGUAUUGGGUACAAGAGAAUUACAGUUGAAGCCGAGCGUGAGAGAGAUGCACGCUGUCAUAUCGAGAUGCUUUGACAAGAUAAUCAAGGUGGCUGGCAAAGUUCCACGAAUCGAGACAAUCUUGUUCCCGGAAUUACAGAAGAAAGCUUACAUGUUUCCAGUUUUAAGAGAGGAAGAAGCGGUUGCACAAAUCGUAAAUGAAGCUUUGGAUGCAAUUCUGUCGAAUGUCAGUGGACCAGAGAAUUAUUUAAAAUGCUAUGAGGAUCUAUUAUACAUAAUAGAGGGUAAAGCGGAGAAUGAGCUCACGGAUUACUUCUCGAUCCAACCCCAACCGUUUCUCAGGGAUUUUGGACGCAGGAUCGAGGAGUAUGAUGGUCUGCGGAAAGAGAUAUGCUUGUAUCGCAACAAGGUACCUUUGAACAUGAUAGAAAUAGACUGCACGAUGGUGAACGACACAAUCAGGCAGAUGUUACUUGAUCUGCGCACCAGGAUCUGCGAGUAUUUCUACAUGGAGCUUCGGCAAAAUAAUCAGGCUCUGUGCAACGUCUUCGACGAGAUAGCCAAUAGGAUUUCGGAGAUGCCCGAGACGACUCAGGAAGUGGUCGACCUCUACAAUUAUCUCUGCGAGAGUCGCGAUUCGACGAUGUUCAGCCUUAAAAGCAAACUAGCGCAUUCGGUCGAGCUGAUGUUGUUCCUGCUUGAUUAUCAAGCGCCAACGUGCGACGACAUCCAUCUGAACACAAGGACACUCACGUGGCCUAAGGAAAUGGAGGUGGUGAUGGACCUGGCGAACGCCCGGUUGAACAUGAGAAAGGAUUUCGUCGAGAGUGUCCUGCGAACGAGACGCGACAAUUUUGAACAAAGAAUUUUAAACAUGCAACUGGCCAUAGAUCAUUUCAAGAAGAAAGAUCCGCCUGUUCUGACGAUGGAUGAGAUGGAGCAGGCGACGGAAGAAAUCGAACAUCUUUCCCAAGGAAUGGCAGAAAUCCGGAAAGAGGCCGAACAGAUUAAUGAAGAGGAGACACUUCUAGAUAUGGAGCUGAGUCCUUAUCUCACUCUGCCCGUGAUGACCAGUACUGUGGACACAUUUGAUAAGCUCUGGCAUGCCGUCCUAAGCUUCCACAAGAACUAUGAGAAAUGGUUCUACGGACCCUUUCAGGGCUUGGACGCUGAUGAGAUCCGCGAAGAGACUGAUAACAUCUGGAGGAUGCUCUACAAGCUCUCAAGAGUUUUGUCCGAUGUUCCGGGUGCCCGGAGGAUCGCCGAGACGGUUCGUGGGAAAGUCGAGAAGUUCAAACAGUUUAUACCGGUUUUACAAACUAUUUGUAAUCCGGGCUUGCAACCGCGACACUGGGAGCAAAUUAGCAAGGUCGUGGGAGUUCCUAUAGAACCUACAGCACAGAGCAGUCUCUCGGACAUGAUAGAUCACGGUUUGCCGGUCUACAUCAAUAAACUAGAAGAGAUCUCGUCGGCCGCCACCAAGGAGCAUGCUCUUGAGAAAAAUCUUAGAAAGAUGCAGGAUGAAUGGCAGAACGUUUACUUCGAUUUGAAUCCAUACCGUGAGACUGGGGUACAUAUUUUAUCUGCAGUUGAUGACAUACAGGUCCUCCUGGACGAUCAUAUACUGAAGGCUCAAACGAUGAGAGGCUCCCCUUUCGUGAAAGCCUUUGAAUACGAAAUGCAGUCGUGGGAGGAGAAGUUGAUAAUGAUGCAGGACAUUAUUGAUCAGUGGCUGACGUGUCAAGCCACUUGGAUGUAUCUGGAACCAAUAUUCAGCAGCGAGGAUAUAAUGAGGCAAAUGCCAACCGAGGCGAAGAACUUUCGCAAGGUCGACAAAAUGUGGCGGGCCAUAAUGAAAUAUGUGGCAAACAAUAAAAAAGUUACGGACGCAACAGCGAUGCCGGAGAUGCUUCAACAGUUCAAACUCUGCAACGUAUUGCUGGACGAGAUACAGAAAGGCCUCAAUGAUUACUUGGAGAAGAAACGUCUGUUCUUCCCGAGAUUUUUCUUUUUGUCUAACGACGAGCUGCUUGAGAUUCUCUCGGAAACGAAAGAUCCGCAGAGAGUUCAACCGCAUCUCAAGAAAUGUUUCGAAGGCAUAAGCAAGCUGCGAUUCAACAAGGAACAGGAAAUCGUGGGAAUGUUGUCCGACGAGGACGAGUACGUUCCAAUGAGCGGUAAGAUCUAUCCAGCCGACGCAAAGGGCAUGGUGGAAAGAUGGCUAGUGCAGGUCGAGGAGCUGAUGGUCUCCUCCCUUCGCGAUAUUGCUCAGGACAGCGUAAUUGCUUACUUCAACACAACACGAUCAGAAUGGAUGCUUACAUGGCCUGGCCAAAUAGUCAUAUGUGCCAGUCAAAUUCACUGGACCAGCGAGGUUUGUGAAUCGUUCGAAGACAAUAGCACCAGUAAGUAUCUCUCAAAGUGUAGCUCGCAAAUCGAGAAAACCGUAGAUUUGGUACGUGGGAAACUGGAGCCUGGAGCACGCAUCACUCUCAAUGCGUUGAUAGUGAUCGACGUUCACGCGCGAGACGUUGUGAAGUUGUUGGUAGAGAAAGACGUGAGCAGCGUUAUGGACUUUGACUGGAUAUCCCAAUUGCGAUAUUACUGGCUGGAUGCCAGUAUAAUCGUGUCAAUGAUCACUACGGACGUUGCCUACGCAUUUGAGUAUCUUGGAAACACUCCGCGACUGGUGAUAACACCUCUGACCGAUCGAUGCUACAGAACUCUAAUGGGGGCGCUGAAGCUAAACCUGGGUGGUGCUCCCGAGGGUCCGGCAGGUACUGGGAAGACCGAAACAAGCAAGGACCUGGCGAAGGCCGUGGCGAAGCAGUGCGUAGUCUUCAACUGUUCCGAGGGACUGGACUAUAAAGCUAUGGGAAAGUUCUUCAAAGGUCUGGCGCAGUCUGGCGCAUGGUCUUGCUUCGAUGAAUUCAACAGGAUUGACUUGGAGGUUCUCUCUGUGAUCGCUCAGCAGAUUCUAACGAUUCAGAUGGCGAUCAGCAUGCGUCUCGAACGAUUCGUCUUUGAAGGCACCGAGCUCAAGCUGAACCCCACUUGCAAUAUCUUCAUCACCAUGAAUCCUGGUUACGCAGGAAGACAGGAACUUCCUGAUAACCUGAAAGUUCUCUUUCGCACCGUGGCAAUGAUGGUGCCGGACUAUGGAAUGAUCGGUGAGAUUACUCUGUACUCCUAUGGAUUUGUUGACGCGAGGAGUCUGGCUGAGAAGAUUGUUCACACCUAUAAACUGUGCUCCGAGCAGCUAAGUUCUCAGAGCCACUACGAUUACGGAAUGCGAGCCGUCAAAACUGUACUGUUGGCUGCAGGAAAUCUGAAGCUGAAGUAUCCCACGCAGAACGAGUCGAUCCUGGUCCUACGCGCCAUAGUUGACGUCAAUUUGCCAAAAUUCUUAGCGCAGGAUGUUCCACUGUUCAACGGCAUCUACAGCGACUUGUUCCCUGGCAUUGAUCUUCCAAAGCCUGAUCGCGACGAAUUGAUUGACUUGCUGAAAGUCAAUCUGAAUAAGAGGAAUCUACAGGCCACACCCUGGUACGUUGAGAAGAUCGUGCAGAUCUACGAAAUGAUCCUGGUCAGACAUGGCUUGAUGAUCGUCGGAGAGCCUUUAGGUGGAAAGACUCAAGCCUAUCAAUCAUUGGCUGAUUCUCUUGGCGAUCUCUCGACAAUAAGAAGAGCCACUAUGCGGGAGUUCAGAACAAUCCAUAAAAUUAUAAAUCCAAAGGCCAUCACCCUGGGCCAAUUGUACGGGAGUUUCGAUCCGGUUUCUCACGAGUGGAGCGACGGGGUGCUGGCCAAUACUUUCCGAGAAUUCGCCCAAUCGUUGACGUCAGAACGAAAGUGGAUUCUCUUUGACGGUCCGGUGGAUGCUGUCUGGAUAGAGAACAUGAACACCGUCUUAGACGACAACAAGAAACUCUGCCUGAUGUCUGGCGAAAUCAUUCAAAUGUCGCACAAGAUGAACAUGAUAUUCGAGCCAGCAGAUCUCGAGCACGCGUCCCCGGCUACUGUCAGCAGGUGCGGAAUGAUCUACAUGGAACCUUCGCAAUUAGGCUGGCCUCCGUUCUUCGAGUCGUACAAGAAGCAACUCAAGCAGAAGCUGCUCGUUGAACAGUUUGAACUCGUUUUGGAAUUAGUGGAAUGGCUAACGGAGCCGAUUUUCACUUUCGUCAGGUGCAACUGUAAGACUUUCGUAGAGACAUCUGAGCUACAUAUGUUCCUGUCUUUCACGAGAAUGCUGAGUACCAUCCUGGAGGGCGAGUCUCAAGUGAGCACGGUCUGGCUCCAGUGUGUUCUCAUAUUCAGCAUGAUAUGGGGACUUUGUUCGACUCUGGUCAGUGAAAGUAGGAAGCUGUUCGACGUCUAUUUCCGAAAAUUACUCGAUGGGAAUGUCGAGGAGCAUCCAAAGCCAAAAGCUUUCAAGUUAACGAAGCAACAACUCUUUCCUGACAGAGCCACUGUCUUCGAAUGGGUUUAUGACAAGAGAAACAAUGGCAGCUGGAUAUCGUGGAUGGACACCACCAGCCAGGCACCAUUAGCUCCAAAUGCAAAAGUCAGCGAGCUGAUAAUUCAGACGAAUGAAAUGUCCAUGCAGCGAUUCUUCAUAAAUAGUCUACUGCAACGCUCCAUACCGAUUCUGUUUGUGGGUCCAACUGGAACCGGAAAGUCCGCCAUUGUCACGGAUUACAUGGUCACGCUAUCAAAAGAUAAGUUCAUUCAGAACAUAGUAAACUUCAGUGCUCAGACCACAGCAUCGCAGACGCAGGAAAUAGUAAUGUCGAAGUUGGACAGAAGAAGAAAGGGCGUAUACGGGCCAGCUAUGGGGAAGAGGUGCGUUCUAUUCGUGGAUGACCUGAGUCUGCCCCACAAGGAAAUUUACGGUGCCCAACCUCCAAUAGAACUCCUGAGACAAUGGGUGGAUCAUGGCCAUUGGUUCGAUCCAAAGGAUACCAGCAUGUUAUACCUGGUGGAUAUAGUUCUAAUAGCAGCAAUGAUACCCCCAGGAGGCGGAUCGAACUUGGUCACACCAAGACUUACUCGUCACAUGCACAUCAUAGGAAUUGACUCUUUCGAGGACGCCACCAUGACAAAGAUAUUCACCACCAUAUUGGACUGGCAUUUUGCUAAAGGUUUCGAUCAGAACGUUUCCAGACUUGGAAAGAUGAUCAUCUCGGCGACGAUGGACGUCUUUCACGACGCCAUUAGAAACUUCUUGCCCACUCCGGCGAAGAGUCAUUACACCUUUAAUUUGCGCGACUUCAGUAGAGUGAUCAGGGGCCUGUUACUGGUACCAGCAUCGCGUAUCAAGGAGCCCGAGAAACUGAUAAAGCUCUGGAUUCAUGAAAUCUAUCGAGUCUUUCACGACCGUCUGAUUGACGAGCAAGACAGAGUGACUCUUUUCGAAAUGGUGAAGGUCACGUGUUACGCGCAGCUGCGCCAGCCAAUCGAGAAGGUUCUGUCGAAUCUUCUGGAGGAAAACGAGAAACAAAUAACACCUGGGCACAUUCGCAAAUUGUUCUUUGGCAACUACAUGGAGCCAGAUGCGGAUCCGAAGAUAUACGAUGAGGUAGCGAACCUGGAUGACCUUCAAGAGAAGAUGGACUAUUAUCUGACAGAAUACAACAUGAUAUCAAGGACGCCCAUGAAUCUGGUACUAUUCAGAUUUGCCAUAGAACACAUAUCAAGGGUAUCUCGCGUUCUCUUGCAAGACAAUGGACAUGCACUCCUCGUCGGGGUUGGUGGCUCAGGAAGAAGUUCCUGUGCUAAGCUGGCGACCAGCAUGUGCGAGUAUAUAAUAUACCAGGUGGAAAUGACGAGGACCUACGGACACUCUGAAUGGAGGGACGAUAUCAAGGCGCUUCUUCUAAAAGCUGGCGGCGAGGGAAGACCCACAGUUUUUCUUUUCGGUGACAAUCAGAUCAAGGAAGAAACAUUUGUGGAGGAUAUAAAUAUGAUACUGAACACCGGGGACGUGCCCAAUCUUUAUGCCUCCGAGGAGAAAGCUGAUAUUCUAGAGAAGAUGAUGAACGCAGCGCGAGAGGGCGGCGGUAGGAAGAUGGAAACUACGCCUAUGGCACUUUAUAAUCUGUUUACAGAAAGAGUGAAGAACAAUCUGCACAUAAUUCUGACUAUGUCGCCCAUUGGUGAGGCUUUCAGAAAUAGAUUGAGAAUGUUUCCCUCGCUCAUCAAUUGCUGUACCAUCGACUGGUACACGACCUGGCCUGAGGACGCUCUGGAGAAAGUCGCAAAAAUGUCCCUGAAGGACCUGGACAUUGACGAGGACACUCGGGAAAAGUGUGUGCACAUAUGCAAGCAGUUUCACACAAGCGUGCGCGACACUAGCGAGGAUUAUUACAAAACGCAGCGAAGACGAAAUUACGUAACUCCGACCAGCUUUCUGGAACUGAUGAAGAGCCUGUACAAGCUAUACGGGCAAAAGGUCGAUCAAAUCACCAUGCAGCAGAAUCGAUACGAAGUCGGACUUGAGAAACUGGACUUUGCAGCUGGUCAAGUGGCAGUGAUGCAGGAGGAGCUACACGCGCUGCAGCCCAAGCUAGUCGCACAGUCACAGCUCAGCGACAAACUGAUGAUCCGAAUUGAACAAGACACCGUAAAUGUGGAGGCCAAGAAGGAGGUGGUUGCAGCCGACGAAGCUCUAGCGAACGAGGCUGCAGCUGCGGCGCAGGCGAUAAAGGACGACUGUGAAAGCGACUUGGCAGAGGCAACGCCUGCAUUGGAAGCUGCUUUGUCGGCAUUGGACACCUUAAAGCCAGCUGACAUCACCAUCGUUAAAUCCAUGAAGAAUCCGCCGGCCGGUGUAAGACUCGUGAUGGAGGCCGUCUGCGUUCUCAAGGGAAUCAAACCAGAGCGCGUUCAGGAUCCUGGAACAGGCAACAACUAUGAUGACUACUGGCCAGCCUCUAUAAAGAUUCUCGGGGACAUGAAGUUCCUGGAGGGUCUAAAGACAUUCGACAAGGACAACAUUCCUCCAGCUAACAUGAAGAAGAUCAGAGAGAAAUUCAUGAAUGACAGAAGCUUCGAUCCCGACGUGAUCAAGAAGGUUUCCACGGCCUGCGAAGGACUGUGCAGGUGGGUGCGCGCCAUGGAAGUCUACGACAGAGUGAUUAAGGUCGUGGCGCCGAAGAAGGCCAUGCUGGCCGAAGCCGAAGGCGAACUGGCCGCCCAAAUGGAAACACUGAACGCCAAGAGGGCACUUCUGCAGGAGGUCACCGACAAGCUUCAGUCGCUUAACGACGAGUUUGCAGAAUGCAUGAGAGAGAAGAAAAAGCUGGAGGACCAGAUAGAUCACUGCACGCAAAAGUUGGAUAGAGCCGAGAAACUUCUCGGCGGACUGGGCGGUGAGAAGAUUAGAUGGAGUCAAACUGCAGCUGCUUUGGGAGCCAGCCUUAAAAAUAUCAUUGGGAAUGUUCUUCUCGCUUCUGGUGUUGUAGCUUAUCUCGGGGCCUUCACUGUUGGAUACAGAAACGAUUUGAUUCGGCAGUGGCACGCGUCUUGCACGCAAAUCAAUAUUCCAUGUGGAUCGCAGUUCAGUCUCAUUGAUAUUUUGGGCGAGCCUGUGGAGAUUCGCGCUUGGAUGAUCUACGGAUUGCCUGCUGACACAUUUUCCGUAGAGAACGGCAUAAUAGUGAGGAACGCCAAUCGGUGGCCGCUCAUGAUUGAUCCUCAGGGCCAGGCUAACAAAUGGAUCAAAAAUAUGGAGAAGCAGAAUAAACUCUCCGUCAUCAAAUUGACUGAUCCGAAUUACGUCAGAGUCAUGGAAACGUCCAUUCAGGUCGGUAAUCCUGUUCUGCUAGAAAAUAUUCUUGAAGAGGUCGACGCCAUCCUGGAGCCAGUUCUGCUGAAGAACAUUUACAAGCAACGUGGAGUUCUUUAUAUGAAGUUUGGUGAGAACGUUCUCGAAUACAACAUUGAUUUUCGAUUUUAUAUCACAACGAGACUUCGCAAUCCCCAUUACCUUCCUGAGGUCGCGGUCAAGGUGACACUGUUGAACUUCAUGAUCACGCCGCAAGGAUUGGAAGAUCAAUUGUUGGGGAUCGUGGUAGCCAAGGAUCUCCCGGCGCUCGAGGAAAAGAAGAAUCAAUUGAUUGUAGAGGGCGCGAAUAACAAAAGAAUUCUAAAAGAAAUUGAGGACAAGAUUCUGGAGGUACUGUCAACGUCAGAAGGGAACAUCCUGGAGGAUGAAACGGCCAUCAAGAUUCUAUCCUCUUCGAAGGGCCUCUCCGAAGAUAUUCAAGCUAAACAGAAAAUUGCAGCAAGGACGACGAUAGAAAUUGACGAAGCACGCAACGGCUACGAACCCGUAUCGCGUCACGGCGCUGUCUUAUUUUUUUGCAUUUCGGAGUUGGCAAAUAUCGAUCCGAUGUAUCAGUACUCGUUGCCGUGGUUCAUUCACCUGUACACGAUGACCAUAAGUCAAAGUGAAAAAUCCGCAAACCUUAAUGAGAGAAUCAAGAAGCUUAAUUCUCAUUUCACCGCCAGCAUAUACAGAAACGUCUGCAGAUCACUAUUCGAAAAGGACAAGCUGAUAUUCUCUUUGGUCCUCUGCGUUGGUCUCCUACGUGCCAAAAAACAAAUUGAAGAAGAUCUCUGGACGUUCUUGCUAACGGGGGGCGUCGCUCUCCACAAUCCUCAUAAAAACCCUGAUCCUAGCUGGCUGAGUGACAAGUCCUGGUCAGAAAUUGUAAGGGCUACAGCCCUCUCAGGUCUUGCCGACUUACGAAAGUCCGUCGAGACUGAAACUGCUCAGUGGAAAAGCUACUAUGAUCUUCCGAAUCCUCAUGAGAAUUCAUUUCCGGCACCCUUCCAGGCCGAAGAAAAUAGCUUGAAGAAGCUGCUGAUACUGAGAUGCGUCAGGCCGGACAAGCUUGUAGCCGCUGUUCAGCGUUUCGUCAUCCAUAACAUGGGGGAAUCCUUCAUCGAACCGCCGCCAUUUGAUCUUCAAGAUUCCUACAACGACUCUAGUAAUGUCUCGCCUUUGAUAUUUAUUCUGUCGCCGGGAUCGGAUCCGAUGGCCGGCUUAAUUAAAUUUGCGGAAGACAAGGGAAUUCAAAAGAAGAACCUGAUGACUAUUUCUUUGGGUCAGGGUCAAGGCCCUAUUGCCACAAAUAUGAUAAAUAAAGGGAUAGCAACCGGAGAAUGGGUCGUCCUGCAAAACUGUCACUUGGCCGAGAGUUGGAUGAGGGAAUUGGACAGGAUAUGCGAUGAGGUCAUUAUCCCGGAAACGACUCACUCGAAAUUUCGAAUAUGGUUGACCAGCUAUCCCUCGAAAGCCUUUCCAGUUUCAAUCUUACAAAAUGGCGUUAAAAUGACUAACGAGGCACCAAAAGGACUGAAGCAAAAUUUAUUGCGCAGCUAUCUGAAUGAUCCUAUAUCUAAUCCGACAUUUUUCAAGGGAUGUUACAAGGUUCUAGAAUGGCGGGCCCUUCUCUUCUCUCUGUGUUUCUUCCAUGCUGUCGUUCAGGAGAGACGAAAAUUCGGUCCACUCGGCUGGAACAUCCCUUACGAGUUCAACGAAUCAGAUUUGCGAAUAAGCGUUUUGCAAUUGCAGAUGUUCCUGAAUGAUUACGACGAAGUGCCCUACGAGGCUCUUCUCUAUCUGACUGGAGAAUGCAAUUAUGGUGGUAGAGUCACCGACGAUAAGGACAGACGUCUUUUAAAUUCCCUUCUUCGGAAUUACUACAAUCCGAACGUCAUCGCUGACCCUCAAUAUUCAUUCUCGCCAAGUGGAAUUUACCGGAUGCCAGUGAAUACUGAUCACCACGGAUGCGUAGAGUACAUCAGAAGUCUCCCAUUAAAUCAGCUACCGGAAGUCUACGGCUUGCACGAGAAUGCGGACAUCACUAAAGACAAUGAUGAGGCGAUGCAAUUGUUGGCAGGAGUUCUGAAGACUCAAACGCAAAUAAGUGGUCUGGGAGUAGAAGGCGAUGCCGAGGUGACGGUCUCGCAGCUGGCUGCAGAUAUCCUCGACAAGAUGCCGCCUCAGUUCGACAUUCGAUACGUUUCCGAGAGAUUUCCAGUUCUCUACGUGAAUAGUAUGAACACCGUACUCCGUCAGGAGCUGGUCAGAUUUAACAGACUGACUGAAGUGAUAAAGAGCACAUUAAAGAACGUGCAAAAAGCUAUCAAAGGACUGGUAGUAAUGUCACCAUCGCUGGAGGACGUUUUCUACAGUAUGAGCAUUGGCAGAAUACCUUCAGAGUGGAAUAAAAAAUCGUAUCCCUCGUUGAAGCCAUUGGGAAGUUAUGUGACGGAUCUGCUGGCUAGAAUUGAAUUUCUACAGAAUUGGAUAGAUCAUGACGCGCCCACAGUUUUCUGGCUGUCCGGUUUCUACUUUACACAAUCCUUUCUCACUGGAGUGAUGCAAAAUUACGCUCGCAGGUGCCAAAUACCUAUCGACCACCUAGACUUUCAAUUUGAAAUUACCAAAUUUGAAAACACAACGGACAAACCACCAAUGUUUGGCGCCUACACGUUUGGUCUCUUUUUACAAGGCGCGCAUUGGAAUAGAGACAUUGAAGAAUUGGAUGAAUCGAAACCUAAAAAAAUGUUCAGUAGCGUUCCUAUCAUUUGGUUGAAACCCGGUGUGAAGGCUACUUUUCAGAUUUCUAAUGUUUACCAUUGUCCAGUUUAUAAAACCAGUGCAAGGCGUGGUGUCCUAGCUACUACUGGUCACUCUUCCAAUUUCGUUAUGUAUGUGUUGUUCCCUACGAAGGUGGAUGAAUCACAUUGGAUCAAUCGGGGCGUCGCGUGCCUCUGCCAGCUAGACGAUUAAAGGAGCGUCAUUGCUCUUCGGAAACGGUUUAACUAACUAUUGCAUUAUCUCGCGCUGUUUCCAAAACCUCACACGUAUUGAAAAAUAUAAGAUUUUCCGAUA